CUCGCACUGCUGUAAUCAGCCGGGCUUUACGGAACAGCACCAAGUCUGAGUGAGCCAUCCAUCGUGUGAGCUUUGGAAGCGUACCUAGUCACCGUGAUAUUGACGUAUUGAGUGAGGGGCGCUGCAAGUCAGUUCUCGUGACAUUCUUAAUGCAAACACCCUGAAAAGCCAUGCACGUAGCGCCCUUUGCAAAAGGCAAACAUGAAUUAAACAAUGUGUGAUAUGGAUUUGUUGAAUGAUAAGUCGGUGAGCAUUGGGGUAUGGUCUCGAAUGGUCGGCUCCGAAGGAAAAUAACGGACCGACAAUAUCUCAGCUUUAUUAUGAGGUUGAAAAAGACAAAAGAUCGGAAGCUAAACUCCAUCAUUUCAAUGUUACCUGGCUGUACAAGUCCAACAACUUGACUACCAAUACACCCAUAUAUUUCUCAGUCUCGUAUACUUCAUGAUAGGAGCUGUUUUUGAUAUUUUAUUCUCGGCUUAGCCUUCUCUCACUCGGUGCAUCGAGUAAGAGAAGACUAAGAUCUCUUCCAUGACUAGGUCGAGGCGCUAGAAGAAUUCUUUGCCUCUAGCGGAGAUGCCGUCUGCUGUGUGGUUGAUCGGUUUGCUCCGAACCAUCUCUCCAUUUCUCUGUCAUAUAGUAUGAUACCUAGUUACCACAUAAGAGAAAGCAGAACAUGCUUGAUGCUACGAGACAAAUCAAGGGAAUCCAUGCAGGUUCGCCAAUAAUUCAAAUUAUCUCUGAGCUGUUAUCACCUCUCUUACCGCCCGGUUACAGCUCGCUCGCACCCCUCACCAGGGAGGCUGAGCCGGAGCUGUGCAAUUCGUUGUUUUACAUGCGUAUCAGGCUUUCAAAGCAGAAUAUUGAGGCCGGUCAGAAUAAGCAAACAACGAAAUACGCGGAUCAAGAAGAUUGGGCAGUCGUUACGUUUUCCUUUGCCAUUCUUUCCACCAUGAAUUAAAGAUGUGCAGCAUUCAACAAUAGUCCACAUAUAUAUAUCACCUCAUGGAACUAAGCACAGCAAGACUGAUAUUAUAAGUAACAGCAAUAUCCAUCAAUGUAACCAACAGGUAGGCUACAUAUUUGCACUCCCAUGGAGUCAAUUUCCAUAGACCUAAAUUGUUGAACCAGAUUACUCAUCUUAGCGGUUCGAAGAAAACACAUCCACGAGACGUCUGUCAUUGAAAGCAUAUGAUACAUUCUAAACAUCGUCGUGAUCUUGGAACAUAUUGUGUAAAUUGCCAGGCGGUGCUGUGAUCGGCAGGCCUUGUCCAGAUCGUCAUUGCAAGGGCGGCUAUUGACAUUUGCGAUGCGGAUGGCCUAGCUUAGUAGAGGGCAACCCUUAAUGUGUUGGGAUGGAUGUCAGGAUGCUGAUACGGAGCAUUAUCCGUGGUAGUUACCCGAUUGCAACAUGAUUCAAGAAACAGCCGAAUCGGAGACCCGAACCUAAGGUCUGAUACUUGGGCUACCCCCGGCUGGAUCAUGUUGCCAGUGAUGGACGGUAACUAGAAGACGUGUACCGAGGUCAUGCAAACAUCAAGAGAGAAGCAAACAGCUUGAAUGAUUGAUUCAUCAUGAAACAUCCGGAGCUGUCUUUGUACGUGUUAGUGAGACUUCGAUUCAUGCACUUCUGAGCCUUGACUCUGCGCCCUGUCUGUAACUGGUCUUAUUUCCACUGUCUUGGCCUGCCAAUUGUAGCCCCAUCCCCCACUUUGGGCCGCAUUCAGGUUCAGAAGACGACGGGGGACCUGCCCUUGAACAGUCCUAGACGGUGAAGACUGAAUGGAGGUGUGAGCCAGUGAGCGGCCCCGUCGCGCUGGGGGAGGGGAGUGCGCCGUGCGCUUGUCCAGUAGACGCCGAGCCCCCUGGAAACGGACCGCUAAGUUGUGGCUGAUCCAGUGAGAAGCGCCUAAUAUGGCGGUCGAAGGGCGCGUCAGGGCCCAUUCAUAGGCUCUACUUCUUGUCCAUCCAUGCUGGGAGCCUCCAGCUGGGAUCACCCGCCACCCGCCCUUCAGACAAAUUCCCUUCCCCCUUCACCAAAUGAUGGGCUGCGCUGGGCAGCUUGUCACUCACCCUCAGGCCUCGCUCUCCCCAUUCUCCACUUUUCUUAUUCACUUGCUCUUUCUUACCCGCCCCCUUCCACAUUCAUUCCCAUUUUCUCCUCCUCGGCCUGCCAUUUUCUCCCAUUCCUCUCAUCCACCCCACGACGCCCUUCCGCCAUCUCUUCUCCUAACAUCUAACUACCUACCUACACCCACUGUCAUCUCGACGACGACCUCGCGACUUUACGUCUGCCAUAGCUGUUGAGAUUCUCUAGUCCUUUCUUACAGCUUCAACAAGAAUCUCGGGAUUUACAGAGCCACAUAGUCCUCGAGAAUCCUGACCGAGUUUUUAACUCGUAGCUUGCCCUGAUUCUCACCUAACCGACGCUGUCACCUCCCAAAGUUCAGCCUGCACGCGUUUUGACCGCCUUCAAACGCACACGAUUCUCUUGCAGGUACGUUAGCUGAUGAUUUUUUCUACACCGAAGUAUACUAUAUUUUUGUUCGGAUUUGUAUCAACCGGCUCGUUGGUCUCGUGAUUUUCUGUCAUUCGGAUGCACCGACUCACGCCUACGCGGGCUUUUAUUAAUGCUGCUUGUCGGGCGAGUCGCUCUUACGUCGAGUUGCGUCGGAUUUGCCUUGUGGCGUUGUCCACCGCCCUCAAGCCUGAUUCUUCUCCGACCCAGUUUUGCCCCUCUCAUUGCAUGCAUUGCCGCCCUUUCUCAUUUGCUUUCAUUUAUCUACUUUUCAACCGAACCUGAACGCUGCUGACUCCCCAUAUAGCCAACGAAGGCUUGCAGAUCAUACAAAAUUGCACACUUAUCUAUCCGUUUUUAUUCAUACGGAACAGAAAACCAUCAACUUUCAUCAUGACGACCAUGGAUCUUCGCGUUGGUAACAAGUACCGUAUCGGUCGAAAGAUCGGUUCAGGUUCUUUCGGCGAUAUCUACCUGGGCACCAAUAUCAUCUCAGGCGAGGAGAUUGCCAUCAAACUCGAGUCCGUCAAAGCCAAGCACCCGCAACUGGAGUAUGAGGCCCGUGUAUACAAGUCUCUUGCUGGUGGCGUUGGAAUCCCGUUUGUUCGCUGGUUUGGUACUGAGUGCGACUACAAUGCCAUGGUUCUCGAUCUUCUCGGCCCCAGUCUGGAGGAUCUCUUCAACUUUUGUAACCGAAAGUUUUCCUUAAAGACGGUUCUUCUCCUGGCAGAUCAGCUCAUUUCUCGAAUCGAAUACAUCCACGCCAAGUCUUUCAUCCACCGAGAUAUCAAGCCGGACAACUUCCUCAUGGGCAUUGGCAAAAGAGGCAACCAAGUCAACGUUAUCGAUUUCGGUCUUGCUAAGAAGUAUCGCGACCCCAAGACUCACUUCCACAUCCCCUACAGAGAGAACAAGAAUCUGACAGGUACUGCGCGCUAUGCCUCCAUCAACACUCACUUGGGUGUCGAGCAAUCACGACGUGAUGAUAUGGAGUCCCUCGGUUACGUUAUGCUCUAUUUCUGCCGUGGCUCUCUCCCUUGGCAGGGCUUGAAAGCCGCCACCAAGAAGCAGAAGUACGACCGUAUCAUGGAAAAGAAGAUGACCACCCCUACUGAGGUUCUCUGCCGUGGAUUCCCCAAUGAGUUCGCAAUCUACCUCAACUACACUCGAUCUCUUCGAUUCGACGAUAAGCCUGAUUACAGCUACCUCCGCAAGAUCUUCCGCGACCUUUUUGUUCGCGAGGGUUUCCAGUAUGAUUAUGUUUUCGACUGGACAGUCUACAAGUACCAGAAGAACGCGCAGGCUAUCGCACAGGCUGCCGGUCAGGCCAACCCUGAAGACGAGGAAAAGGCUCGUGCCAGCCGUACCAAUGCCGCUACUGCCGGCCAGUCUGCUGCUAAGCCAAAUGCCAUCCCCAGCACUCGUCGCAAGAUGCUCGAGCGAGGCUCCGGUGCUGGCGUCGAUACUCCCGACACCAACCGUGCCAUCGGUGGAAGCGACAGGAUGUGAGUGAUAAGUAACGCCUAUUUUUCUAGUCCCUCGUAAGGAAUCUUUUUCCUUCGCGCGUGUAGUGUGUUUUUGUACCGCUGGCCGAAGGGAGAUUUGCUGACAACUAUGGCUGACUCAGUGGACGAUAAACAGGCUUCGCUCAGCUUCAAAGGGAGCGGGAUAUGCCUCGGGCAGCUAUCGGCCGAAAUGAUUUCUAAACCGAUCACUCCUCUCUUUUUGGGAUUCUCACUCAUGGCUACCGAUACUGGCGAUUCACACCCAACAUCGACACCCGGAUGCAAGUCUUUUGAACAGCUGAAUGAUUCUGCUGGUCAUCAUUUUGCUUAUUGAUCGCGGUCGAAUGUUGGAGCGCGGAUCGGUCACGCCUAUUUUCUACGCCUUUGCUCUAUCUUGUUCUUCGACGUAUCUUUUGGCGAAUUUACGACUUUACGCAUGGCUCGGGUAUCUCUUGAUGGUUGAAAAGUUGCACAAUGGAUAAACCUUCGGGUUUCGUCCUUUGAGCGACUACAAUACCUUCAGGAGACCUUCCUGAACGGCAUGUCCGGUACUCCUAUUUCUGGGUGUACCGAACCUGUGGGGCUAUCAUUGCUACUCGCAAAAUAGCCUUACCUCGGAAUGCCACAUGCCAUGGUGUCGACAAUACAAAAUUCGCCCCUGGAGCUGAAUUUGGGUCCACAUCUCGCUAUGGCUCACCUUUCCGUCGAAGCGGCUCAGCUCGAUCCCCUAGCAGGCAUUUCCUUCAUCGUAUUUUUCUUUGCUUUCUUUUAAUUUGCACGGACGUUUGCUCUGGUCUUUUGAGUCUGCUCCUACCUGUUGGAGAUAGCUUCUGGGGAGGCAACAGGGGGGGCAUUUCAGGAGUUAUGUUGCUGGUAAAGCUAGUCUCAACACCAUGUCGCGAACGACAAGCCUGUUACGGAUAGCAGCCCACGUUGGCCGAGGAUCGUGGUGCAGUGGCAGAUGGAACAGUGGGAGUUACCGGCCUACGUUAAGGUCAGCUCCGGUGUCCUACUGGUCGACUUGGUGGAUGGAACAGGAGCUUCAUUGGGGCGAACAAGUUGACACAAGUUGCUACAACCUUCAAAGACACUGCGUUGAUGCGGCAGCUGACAUGACACUCCCAUCAUGAAGCUCAAGGUUUGGAAAUCGGGUAUUGACGAAACUCCCCAGCAAAGGAUACAUGGUUGAUGAGCCAGCAUUCUCAACCGCCGGGUUGAGCAGUCCUGCAUCUUACGUACAUCCAUCCACCCCUUCAUUCGUUUCUUGAUCGCACAUUAGGUAGUCUACAAAUUCAGUCUGUUUAUUUGGAAAUUGUCCCUGAACUUAAGAUCGAUGCGUCAUGUCGUUUGUUAUUAGUCAUCCGUAGCCUUUAAAGAGCAGACUCGAAUGGUUGUACGAGGAACCGUCUUCCCGAUCACAAAGUCUUUUGGAUGGUCACAUGUGUGAAAUGCGUGCCUCGCAGGCUACGGAUCUCGCUAUCUCGAGCGGCAACAAGGAUGACAGGAUCUAAUUGCAUAGCAGGCCAGUAGACAUUGGAGAAACAGAGAAGUGAAGAUGUACAACGUUUCAUGUAGCCAGCCAUCAUUCCAGGAAUAGUCUUCAGUUUCUGAUAGUGGAUUUGACUGAGCAACUCCAUGUAACACAACACAGGAGAGCAUAAGGCAAGUGCCAUAUUGAGUUUUACGUUGAUUGCCGUACCUUGCAGGAGUCGGAAGGUGUGUGUACAUCAUCACGGGUGUCGAAAUCUGUAGUGUGACUCUGGAAUUCCAAGGAGAAGCUUGGCCACGCGAUCGAUCCC
Fusarium verticillioides 7600 is the source of this 5819-nucleotide messenger RNA. Its product is annotated as CK1/CK1/CK1-D protein kinase. Gene Ontology annotation, cellular component: cytoplasm; nucleus. Gene Ontology annotation, molecular function: protein serine/threonine kinase activity; ATP binding. Gene Ontology annotation, biological process: signal transduction; endocytosis; peptidyl-serine phosphorylation. The transcript is spliced from 3 exons. The coding region runs from base 2909 to 4024 and encodes 371 amino acids. Lineage: Eukaryota; Fungi; Ascomycota; Sordariomycetes; Hypocreales; Nectriaceae. The record is from RefSeq and is a predicted model, not a curated record.